This is a messenger RNA of Acipenser ruthenus (sterlet), 3364 nucleotides long. Its product is annotated as HAUS augmin-like complex subunit 6. The transcript has 16 exons. Gene Ontology annotation, molecular function: microtubule binding. The record is from RefSeq and is a predicted model, not a curated record. Gene Ontology annotation, biological process: spindle assembly. Gene Ontology annotation, cellular component: mitotic spindle microtubule; HAUS complex. NCBI's taxonomy places the organism in Eukaryota, Metazoa, Chordata, Actinopteri, Acipenseriformes, Acipenseridae. The coding region runs from base 267 to 3080 and encodes 937 amino acids.
GAUGUAAUUUCUUGAAUUAAUUGUGUAGGAAAUAUUUAACUGUGCAGUGGAUAUCAUAAUCAAACAGCGACGUUGAUGCCUUUUGCAAAGGUUUUUUUUUUUGUUGUCUGGGUAUAGUAUAUAGCACGUACCACUACUGUGAAAGAUGAAUACAGCAAGAACUUUUCUGUUUUUGUUCUUUAUUUUUUUCCAGAAGUUCCAUCGGUUGGUCUGAGAACCGUUAUGUAUAAACAUUUAAUAUAUAGCUUCUGAUUCCGCACAAGAGGAUGCCUAGUGUCCAGUCUUCAAUCUGCAAUAAUGCGGAUUAUCUGUGGAUGUCCCUCCUGGCUUUGGGGUUUCGGCCGGGUGACGCCGCCGCUUCAAUCGGCAAACCUACUAGUCAUGUCGGCCUUGGCGUGCAUAUGUUUGACAAACCCAACAAGGAUGCUUUUUACAUUGUAGCCCACUUCUUAUUUGAAAAAUUGAACCCCACACGUGCCAAUGAUGUGUUCAGGUUUUGCUGGCCUCCAUUGGAUAGAAAGACUGAUGCAGAGUUUCGUAAGAUGAGCUAUGGAUGGCUUCAGGAAAUCUAUAAUGAAUGCGAGGGUUGCUUUCCCAAAAUUGUUGCUUCUUUAUUUCUUUCUCCGGGUGGUGCCAAGUUUAUUAAUCUGAUCUUCCACUUUGCCAAGUAUGUUGUGAUGCAGGUCAUAAAGAAACAUGUCAGGGCCGAUGAUACAUGGGAAGCAGAAGUUGCAGGUUCAAAGGCUCAGUAUUUGGAGACAAAAAAAAUGAGAUGUCAACUUGUAAAAAACAGAUUUCAACAAGCAGCCUUGAGGCAAGAUAAUGUGAUCCAGGAGUACCAGAAAAAAGCACAGUCAUUGGUAAAAUCUAUGAGGGAUCUAAGAGCUGAAAGUGUUGAAUAUGAUAAUUUGCAGAAACUGAAAAAUGAUCAAGACGACCAAGAAAGAGGUCUUCGAGCUGGGAAGAUUAAAAAGGUUCGAUCCCUCUGGGCAUGUUUAAAUGAAGUAAUUUCCCAUCUGGAAGAUGAAAAAGAGGUUGUGGACUCGGUUGUUAAAGGCAAUGUUGACCAGUACACUCUUGAUGGCACUGAUGUUUCGGUAAAGGUUCCAAGGUUGUUGCUGGAAAAGAUUGAAAACUCUGUGCACACAUUACACACUGGAAAUCUGUAUGAAGCUGGGAAUAUAAAUUUCAUAAGAAUCAUUGAGCUAUUGAACGAUGCCCUGAAGCUUCUCUGUGAAGAGCAGUUGCGGACAGGCCCCUGUAAAGUGGAGUUAGAUGUGCAGUUAAUUGAGGGACAAAUGAAGCUCCAGACUAAAACUUUACAGGGUUUGAAACUCUUGAGGGAGAAAAUUACAAAGGAGGCUCUCCCUGAUGUAAAAGCAUCGAUACUUGAAAAAGAAAAGGCCUGGGAUAAGAAGUGGGAAGAACUGUUGAAGCAGAAUCCGUUCAGUCUACUAAACAAUGAGAAUCCAGCACUUGAUCUGCUCCCGGCCAUGUCUGCCUUGUCUUUUGAGCCUGCCACAGAAGCUGGCUACAAAAUUAGUGUGUUCUCUCAAUAUCCAGCAGCAUUUCCAGAUUCACCAAAGGAAGGGACCUCAGCAAACAGCUUCUUGUGUGACUGGGGGAAGAAUACGGAAAAGGAAUCGGAUCUCAGAAGGUCCUCAUUGGCUGGAAUAAUCAACACAGCUGGUAGAGCAAAAUGUACAAGUCUAUCAGAGCCAUGUACUGAAUCUGGCAUUGUUGAUGUGAGUGGUGCACAACCAAAUGAGCAGAAUGAAGUCCAGGUAUCUAAAUCGUUCACUCCAGUUAAUGACUUUAGCUCCAAGAGAAAACGAUCCCAGAGCCUGGGAAGGAUCCAAGCCAAUGUUCUUCACAAGGAAUAUGACAACCUGGCAGAUAAGUUUGCUGAAGCUGUGGCAACCAGCCCUGCUGGUUUUGGAAGGAAAGCGUUUGAACUGGAGGAUAUAUUAAGCACAUUAACUUCGGAUCCAUUUAUGACACGGAAGGAGCUUCCUCGCACACCAGAAAGCUUACUUUCAGAUAUAAGAAUUUCAUGGAGAAAAGCUGUUGUGGAAGGAGAAGCACAACAGGCAAGAUUGUCAGGAAAACAGAGUUUAGAUGAGGCUGAGGAGCCACUUGACAAUUGGGUGGAUUCCAGCAUAGCUUGCUUUAUGUCGCCGCAAGGCUCUGAACUUGAAGAGACUUUGUCAGACCCAGUUAAUAAAUUGGCAAAUUGGAUGGACUUUCCUACACUGGAAACACCUGUAGCCAGUUGUGAGACAAAGACAUUGUUCAAGACAGGAAGAAUAGCAGACAUACAAAGUAAGGUUUCCUCACGGAAUAGUGCAAGUAAUGGAGCAGGGCGCCCAGGUCAUGACCCUGUAAUAGAACAUAAAUUAAGCCCUGAAGUGUCUUUCUUAAAUAUGAAACCAGCUUUACAAGCUGACAGACAUUUGCCAAACAGAAAACUGACUGAUUCUUGUGGAUUGUUAUACGGGCAAGAGAGUAGUUCACUGCACUCCACAGUAUCUUGGAAUUCUACUCGCAUGCUUGGAAUUGAAGACAGUGCUGACAGCAGCGAUAUUGUCCAAUUUGGAAUCUCCAAUGAAACACUCCCUGAAAUGCUUGGCCAUGAGAGUCUUAACAGUUCUGGGAGACUUUGUUCUGAAGAUGGACUUGGAUCUGAAGAUGAAGGCAUGGAUUGCAAUAAAGUGACAGAAAAGGAAAACUACUGUCUUGCAGCAAACCUGGCAGAGGUUCGUAAAGAGCCAAGGGUAGACUUGCAGUCGCUUCGCAGCAGGUAUGAGAAAAUCAAGCAGGCCUAUUCAGAAACCUUGCCCCCUGAAGAGGUUGAGGAGGCACAUGUGGAGACUAGUCUCCAGUCUGUUGAUGUAAACCCAGAACCUGCGCAAUGGGAGAAAGCGGAUCGGGUGUUCACUUUGGAUCUGGACUUCUUGGAAACCCUGACUCCCACCAGUAAAGAUAAGAGAUUGACUCUCCCAAAGUUGGCAACAUUUUCUCCAUUGAAUGAUGUUCGGAGUGUUCUGGGUGAUGGAGCAGAAGAUUUUGAUCUCAUCUGAUCUAAUGGGAGUCUACAGCUGUAGUGAUUAAGUGUACAACUUUGGGGAAUUUUUACUGUAUAACAAAAGCUAACUGCUGCCAUCAUUUGUUUCACUGUUCUGUUAAAUUGUUUUGUUCAUGGGCAAAUAACCGUGGUGGUCCUUUAAAGUUCAAGUAAAACUUGUCCUUGAGAGAAACUUCCAUAUUUCUAUAUUCAAGCCACUGGAAAAUAAGCAACAGCUUCCAUGUUAAGGGAUGUAUGCAACAGUAGUUACAAACCUUUUUUUUUUUUUUUUUGUUCUUG